Messenger RNA from Schistosoma guineensis, 153 nucleotides. The record is from the annotation of a GenBank genome assembly. Lineage: Eukaryota; Metazoa; Platyhelminthes; Trematoda; Strigeidida; Schistosomatidae.
AUGACGAAGAGAGAGAGAGAGAGAGAGAGAGAGAGUAGUUUGGAGGUCAUGAGCGAUUGGCAAUGUGGAGAUAUGAUGUGGUCUAGUGAAGCGAUCCUAUCGGUCAUGCGUCACGAUGACACAGGUGUGUGUUGUGUGGUGUUGACUGAGUGA